AUGUCUAAGGGAUACAUAAUUUCCGCAGUUAUUUUUUUUGUAGGGGCUCUUGUAGCGACUCUGCUUGUUUAUCACUAUUACACAAAGAAUUCCUCUCGGAAAAUGAAUAUUUACUGCAGAUGUUGCCAUAUUAUCACGUUGUAUACGUGCAUGGUCCCUUUUCCACUACUAACUCUUGAUGUAGAUUCCGCUCUCGACGUACAUGACCAUCCUGAGCACGGGAAAGAAACGUGGAUGGAGGUUAUUUGGAUUAUCAUUUUCGCCAUCUCGUAUAUCUUUGGUUGGGUCAUCCUGCCUAUUGCGGAAGCAUAUACAGAGGUCGGGGACUUUACGGUAAAAAGGGCAAUUCUACAUGCGAUUAAAGUUAACUUAAAGCUUUAUUUAAUUGCUGCUGGUAUCGUUAUUAGUUUAUUUAUCUACAUUAUGAUUUCAAAGGGUCUGUACACAUCUACAUCGAAUAUCUUGAGUUUGGCCAUAUCACUGGCCAACACUUGGGGGCUCCUCAUGCUCAUUGUAUUCAUGCCAGACGGGUUGGUUGGUGUCCCGCGCACACUUUGGAGAUAUGCAAAUCCUCGGAAGAUGUUAUAUACCAUACUCCUCAGAGUUAUCGAUAUUCAAGAGGAACUUGACUUCGCCUCGAUGGAUCUAGGCUCUAUCAAAGCCGAACUUAUCGAAGUUGACCAAUUGGUAAUGGAUGAAAAGCAGUCUUAUUUGCACCAGAUGUUAGAGAGCAUUUCUGAAGCCGACCGUGAGAUCCCUUUAUACCACACCGCAGCGCAGCGCAUCAGACCGAAGACUGUCACACGGGACCGCGCAGAUGUCUCACUCCAGCACUUGGAGGACCUCAACAAACGCCUCAAAUACUCUAUCAAGAUGGUAAAUCGCGCCAAUUACCGCUGGAAAUCAACCCUACGCUUGUGUCGCUUAUUAGAUCUUACGAUCCGUGGUGUCGACAAUACCAACAACCCGAUCAAGAAAGUGUGGAUAUCCAUUCGUCAAUAUGUUUACCUAAUGGGCUGCGGUAUAACAACUAUAUUAACCGUUCUUAUUCUGUGGAGCGAGAUGGUCUUGCCCUUUCGUGAGCUUACAUCGAAGCCGUUGGGGCCAAUUGAGUUGUUGAUGCACAGCAGUAUGCACUUUGUUAUUAGUAAUGUACUACUCUUCUACAUGGUGUACUGUGCUUAUUGGGCAGUAUUUCGCUUUAAGAUGUUCAACGCAUACACUAUAUAUCCCGGAAUUGCUGAUAAUUCCUCGCUCUGUUUCAACGAAACCUUCUUGAUCCGUUUGCUGAUGCCAUUGUCCUUCAACUUUUUGUUAAUAUCCGGUUUGUCAAACUCCGACACAGGUGUAGAUGUGAUGUACGGUCAUGUGUAUAGACGCAACAUGGAUGUCAGCAUCUUAUUAGGAAAGGGCGUAAACCAGUUUUUUCCGCUUCUUAUUCCUUUUGUUGCGACAGUAGUGUUCUUCAAUUUAAUGGGGCGCAUUCUCAAUUUGAUGGGAAUCGAAGUUUACAAUAUUGGUGAUAUCAAAAGCUCAGAAAUGCGGCAACGCCUGAUCGACGGUCGCAAGCUUGUCGAGGCUGAAUUGGGAUAUGCGCUUGUUGGAGCAGUCCUACCUGGUGAGGAGCCAAUAUUCAAUGGCAUCAAUAAUUCAGGCCUUGCUAGCGACACCGCUUCACACGGGAAAAACGGUUCUAAUGUAAGAGGGCAGCGCUAUCGUGAGUACUUGGAGAAAAGAGGAGGGAUUCAACCUGAAAAGGACACUGAGAAUACUACUGUGUAA
This is a messenger RNA of Phytomonas sp. Hart1, 1782 nucleotides long. Lineage: Eukaryota; Euglenozoa; Kinetoplastea; Trypanosomatida; Trypanosomatidae. The record is from the annotation of a GenBank genome assembly.